Molecule: messenger RNA, 1398 nt
Organism: Hippocampus comes (tiger tail seahorse)
Lineage: Eukaryota; Metazoa; Chordata; Actinopteri; Syngnathiformes; Syngnathidae
Gene: frrs1l
Product: ferric-chelate reductase 1-like
Exons: 5
Coding region: 473-1309 (278 amino acids)
Biological process (GO): regulation of glutamate receptor signaling pathway; regulation of postsynaptic membrane neurotransmitter receptor levels
Source: RefSeq, a predicted model, not a curated record
GUUCGGGAGAUAACGACUUACCUUUAUAAAAGGAUGCAUAUUGCCAAAAUGUCAUAUUGUUUGUCGUCCAAUGUUCGGUGACGUUUCUCCUCCUCAUUGGAGGCCAUGUUUCAUCAGCGAAGAUGGGCGACACCAUUUCAUGCCGAUGUCCUCACACACACACUAAGAAAAUAAGAUCUAAAUAUUCACUAGCGCCAGUGGACAUCGCUAUAUGUGAUUCUGAAGAGGAUUACGAUCUUUGUGUGUGAUUUAGACAUCGAGAUUACAAAUCCGGCUAAUUUACGUUUAGUUUAGCCUCCAGGCACCCCCCGCCCCCAUCUCCCCCCUCCUCACGAGCUCGAGCCUGCUAAUAAACACCAAUUGACGACGAAGAGACGAUGAAAAUGGACAGCUGCAACGGGAUUCCAACAGAAACGAGGCCCCGCUCUGAUUUAUGACUACCUUUGUACUCUAGUGCAUUUCUAAAGCAACCAUGAUAUUUGCGCUAUGGCCGCUGCUGAUCCAAAUCAGCGCACGGCGGGGGGUCGCGCCGAGCCCAACCGACGAGGGAGCAAUGCGGGCUGGCCACGGGGACCACGGAGAGCCGGGCCGCCAGGAGCACCACAAGGACUCGUACAGCACCUUCGCCUCCGAGUUCUUGGAAUCUCGAUAUCUGUCUGAUGAUGGUUAUCCUUUUCCCACUGCGCCACCAGUGGACCCCUUUGCCAGAAUCAAAGUGAGUGACUGUGGUGUGACCAAAGGAUGCAUCAGGUAUGGAAAGCCUGGGUGCGAUGCGGAGACAUGUGACUACUUCCUUAGUUACCGUCGCAUCGGGACAGAUGUGGAGUACGAAAUGAGCGCCGACACUGACGGCUGGGUGGCUGUAGGUUUCUCCUCUGACAAGAAAAUGGGAGGCGAUGAUGUCAUGGGCUGCGUCCACGACGACAACGGCCGCGUGCGCAUCCACCACUUCUACAACGUAGGCCAGUGGGCCAAGGAGAUCAAGAGGAACCCCGCCAGAGACGAGGAGGGCAUCUUUGAGAACAACCGCGUGACCUGCCGUUUCAAGCGUCCGCUCUACGUGCCACGAGACGAGACGCUCGUGGACCUCCACCUGUCGUGGUACUACCUGUUUGCCUGGGGCCCUGCCAUACAAGGCUCCAUCACUAGACACGACAUCGACAGUCCACCCGUAAGCGACCACAUGGUCAGUAUUUACAAAUACGAGGACAUCUUCAUGCCUUCCACAGCCUACCAGACCUUCAAUUCACCCCUUUGCCUAUUACUCAUAGUAGCCCUCACCUUCUACUUGCUGAUGGGAACACCAUGAAGGCGGUGGUGGGCGGACAAGAUGUAGCAGCAAUAAAACAAGUUACUUUUAAGUCUGUGCUUUGCACGCACACACUAUAUUAGACAUUU